AUUAUCAUCUUCUUUCUCUAGAGGAAACUCACACGACGUCGUUGUAAACACUUGCAAUAUCUUACAUACAGAUAUAUAUAAAUGAUGUUAUGCAACGAAGCAUAUCAGUAUCAACAACUAGAUGGACAAAAUGAUCACAUGAUGACAACGAUGAUGAUGGACUUGAGCCAAUCACCACCACCACCAUCACCGUCAGACAAUAGUAGCAACAAUGAAGAAGAGCCAUUAGAGGUUGUGAAUAUGAGUGGCAUGGCGUUACAAUCUCUCCCAAAUCCUUCCCUCAAUUUGGCAAAUAUUUGCAAGCUUGAUCUCUCCAACAAUCAUAUCAAGAAAAUACCAGAAUCUCUAGCAGCGAGAUUACUGAACUUGAUAGCAUUAGAUAUUCAUUCAAACCAGAUCAAAUCUCUUCCAAACUCCAUUGGUUGUCUCUCUAAGCUCAAGAUCCUCAAUGUCUCCGGCAACUUUCUGGUUUCCCUCCCCAAAACUAUUCAAAAUUGCAGGUCACUAGAAGAACUAAACGCCAACUUUAACGAGCUGAUUGGAUUACCAGACUCCAUAGGGUUAGAACUAACCAAUCUGAGGAAGCUCUGUGUCAACUCGAACAAGCUCAUUCGCCUACCAACCUCCAUCACCUGCCUCACUUCACUCCGUGUCCUCGAUGCUCGUCUCAACUGCCUCAUGAUCCUCCCUGAAGACCUCGAGAGCCUCAUCAACCUAGAGAUCCUCAACGUCAGUCAGAACUUCCACUACCUCACCGCUCUCCCAUCUUCUAUCGGCCAUCUCAUGAACCUCCUCGAGCUUGAUAUCAGCUACAACAAGAUCACGGUGUUGCCCGAGUCCAUUGGAUGCAUGAGGCGGCUGAGGAAGCUGAGCGCGGAAGGAAACCCGCUCGUGUCCCCACCCACCGAGGUCAUGGAGCAGAGCUUGCAUGCGGUGAGAGAGUAUCUGAGCCAGAAGAUGAAUGGUAGACUGGUGAACACCUCGCCAAAGAAGAAGUCGUGGGGAUUCCGUAAACUGGUCAAGUAUGGAACAUUCAACGGGAGGCCUAGGGCUUGGACCAGUGAAGAGAGAGAAGGGCUCAUCAUGCCUGAGUACCGUCCCAUUGAUCUCCUGGCUUCCACCAGGUUUCCUGCCAUGUGCUCACCUCGACGUAUGUUUUCUCCAAGAACCUACUUCAGCAGAUAAUAAUAAUAACGCAGGCAGUAAAAAACAUUUCAAAUCUAUCAACCAUUUGCCCUAAGUCAUCACGAAAUGUAUAUACAGCAUUCAGAAUUCAAACUUCUUAUUAUAAAUCAUGUAAUAAGUAUAAAAUACAGUCUCUCCCCUUUCAUAAGCUCUAUUCCCA
This is a messenger RNA of Thlaspi arvense, 1345 nucleotides long. The record is from the annotation of a GenBank genome assembly. NCBI's taxonomy places the organism in Eukaryota, Viridiplantae, Streptophyta, Magnoliopsida, Brassicales, Brassicaceae.